Molecule: messenger RNA, 1735 nt
Organism: Aspergillus versicolor CBS 583.65
Lineage: Eukaryota; Fungi; Ascomycota; Eurotiomycetes; Eurotiales; Aspergillaceae
Exons: 3
Coding region: 152-1615 (487 amino acids)
Source: RefSeq, a predicted model, not a curated record
UGAAAUUAUUACAAUCCAUAGCUUGAGGCGUGGUCUUGCAAAUAGACUUGAUAAAGUGGCGACCGAGGCUGAAAGGAGCUAGGUACUUACCCAGAAAGAUAAGAAUGUCUUUGGAAGAAGCUAUAUCGACAGUACCUCAGCACUUAGCACUAUGGAUGCGUUCCUUGGAGAGAAGAUGCGCCUUGACCAUGUUGAAUACCUUCGAGGCGUGGGUAAGUACCGUGUGGUUGGAUAUCCGAGAUGUCUGCCGGCAGAGCGGGAGCAUAAUCUUGGACAUGAUAAAGCCCUACAAGAGCUCAAGAGGCGGCUUCAAGAGCUGCAGAGCGAUGAUGAUGUCAAGGGUAGCGAUAACGACGCUGGUGUUGCUGGUGAUGACGACGUCGAGUUUACUAUCAAGCUUACCAAGAAGCAGCUGCAGGUUCAAAGGACCCGCCUUUACAACACCGAACUAGGAAAAUAUCGAGAUGAAUGGAUUCAGAAUCGCGUCGAGGCGCAGGUAAAAUCAGGAGGCAAGGCUUUGGAUGUGGUUGUGUAUAACGAUAUUACACAAUGCCUCUUCAAGGCACAACCUGAACGGCAGCGUGUCGCUGAGUUGAUGCUAUCAGACAAGUCUUUCUCUUAUCAGGAGACGCUCUCCACCGUUGAGGACCUCCUAGUCUAUUGUAACAAAGACUAUGAUGUUUUCUACCGGCCGGGGGAGGAGCCCAUUAAUGGAAGGUGCCCUGUGGGGGGUUGUGACCUGGAUCGUCUUAAACGCGCGGACCGGUCUAAUCACGUUCAAAACUGCCGGCUUCAGGAGCGCUGCAAGGCCUCCGGCUGUAAAGACACUCAGUUGAAGUACUGCUAUGAAUGUUUUGAUUUCUUCACUGUGGCAGAGUGGGAAGACCAUUGCAAGAACUAUCUCCAGCGCGAUAUCUCCAGGAGAUGCGAAAUAAUCACGUACUGUCAUACCCUCGUUCGGCCUGGCUAUUGUCCAUUUUGUCUCGGAUGCGAUAGACUUCCUCCCUCCCGACGCAUGGAUGCUUGGAAACGGAGCAAUGAGUUAAGGGCUCAUGUCAAUGAAGAUAUCAAGCGGAUGAGCGAUAACUACAUCUGUUCGCAUCCCUUAUGCAACGUCAAAUUUGACUCCGAGAUGCACCUUCGUUACCACUUGUGCGAUAUACAUGGGCUGAAUAAAGCAAUCUGGACUCAAGUGGGUGAUCUUGGUAAAUCGCCAAAGAACAAAGGUGUCAAUGAUCAGGUCACGUCGCAUGCUGGCGCCGGUAAAAGAAAAGGACAGGACCUGCUAGGGCAAAAAGAGAAGAAAAGGAGGCAAGUCGGUCAAGGGCGGCCUGAAGACCUUCAAAUCAUCAUGUGGGAGUAUCCAGAUCCUCCAAAUCACCGCGUAUUAUCCUACGACGACCCUAUUCCUGCUGGCAACGGAUCCGGCUCACCAUCCGCCAAUCCGAAUGAUCUUGUAAUCGAAUUCUGGAAGCGCCCUGUUGAGACUGAAGGGAAUCUAGUCGGACUGUGCACGACAAAGCCGACACUCAGCAGCGGCACUGAUGAGAGUCCUGUCAAAGAUAAAGAGCAUAUUCCUGAUUACAAUGGCUGUUCUCCCUGCACCUCUAGCUAGCCCAGUCCUCCUGGCCUCACUACAAGCGUCGGGUCCGAGCCUUUAAGUACGAGCCCCGAGCUUCCGCCGAUCGACCCACAGAUCUUGCCUGGGGGCAAGGAUUGGUCAGUUGGAGUAGAC